Closterium sp. Naga37s-1 is the source of this 2469-nucleotide messenger RNA. Lineage: Eukaryota; Viridiplantae; Streptophyta; Zygnematophyceae; Desmidiales; Closteriaceae. The record is from the annotation of a GenBank genome assembly.
AUGUUUGACAUCUUCCGUUGCCUUCAUUUCCCCCUCCCGUCGCCUUCACUUCCCCCUCCCGUCGCCUUCACUUCCCCCUCCCGUCGCCUUCAAUUCCCCCUCCCGUCGCCUUCGUUUCCCCCUCCCGUCGCCUUCAUUUCCCCCUCCCGUCGCCUUCAUUUCCCCCUCCCGUCGCCUUCACUUCCCCCUCCCGUCGCCUACUGUCGGAGAAUCAUCCUCUGUUGCAUCCCGUGGCUUGCCUUCUCCUUCCUGGACUCACCCUCGCUCCCUUCUUCUUCUGAGCUCUGUUCCUUAACUGAAUAUAUUGCUAACAACAAUCUAUUCGGUGACACUACACUUCCCCCUCCCGUCGCCUUCACUUCCCCCUCCCGUCACACUCGCUUCCCCACCCGUCACCUUCACUUCCCCUCCCAUUGCCUUUCACUCUCUCCUGCUCAAUCUCUUUCCCCCUGCUCACUCUCUUCCCCCCUGCUCACUCUCUUUCCCCCUGCUCACUCUCUUCCCCCCUGCUCACUCUCUUCCCCCCUACUCACUCGCUUCCCCCCUCCUCAAUCUCUUCCCCCCUGCUCACUCUCUUCCCACUCUCUUCCCCCCUGCUCACUCUCUUCCCCCCUGCUCACUCUCUUCCCCCCUGCUCACUCUCUUCCCCCGUGCUCACUCGCUUCCCCCCUCCUCAAUCUCUUUCCCCCUGCUCACUCGCUUCCCCCCUCCUCAUUCUCUUUCCCUCUGCUCACUCCCCUUGUUCUAACCCCAAUUUCCCCAUUUCUCACCCAUUUUCCCCCUUCACGCUCUCUUACCCCCUCUGCUCGCCCCUGUUUUCCCAACUCACGCCUAUACUCACUCUCUCCCCCCCUGCUCACUCUCUUCCCCCCCUGCUCACUCUCUUUCCCCUUGCUCACUCUCUUUCCCCCCUUCUCACUCUCUUUCCCCCUUCACGCUCUCUUUCCCUCCCUUCCGCCCGUUGCCCCCCUUCGUCUCGCGCUCGUCCCCUCGCAAUCCCCGUCUCUCUCUCCCCCCGUCGCCCUCGUUUUCCCCGUCGCCCUCCCUUCCACUCCUCGUUGCCCUCGCCAUCCCUCCCUUCUCCCUUCCCAUCUCGCACACUUGUCACGCCCCCUUUCCAACCCGCACAUACACCCUUCCCUUCUUCCCUGUUUCCUCGUAUCCCCUGCGCUGCUCCCCCCCAUCCUCCGACUUGCUCCCCCCAUCCCCUUCCCUGCUUCCCCCCAACCCCUUCCCUGCUCCCCCCCAUCCCCUUCCCUGCUUUCCCCCUUCCACUUCCCUGCUUCCCCCCGUCCCCUUCCCUCCUUCCCCCGUCCCCCUCCCAGCAUCCCCCCAUCCGCUUCCCUGCUCACCCCCAUCCCCUUCCCUGCUCCCCCCCAUCCGCUUCCCUGCUUCCCCCUAUCUCCUUCCCUGCUUCCCCCUAUCGCCUUCCCUGCUCACCCCUGCUCCCUCUGUUUCACCCUUGCUCCCUCCCCUUCUUCUCUGCUCACUCUCUUCCCCCUUGCUCACUCUCUUUACUUCUGCUCACUCUGUUCCCCCCUGCUUCCUCUCUUCCCCUCUGUUCAAUCUGUCCCCCGCUGCUUCUUCUCUUCCCCUCUGCUCAUUCCGUUUACUGUCUUUCCCCCUUCACUCACCCCCAUACCCCCCAAUGCAGUUACAGAAAGGGGUGGGGCGGAAUGGAGUGGGGCAGAAAGGGGUGGGGCGGAAUGGGGUGGGGCGGGGCGGAAUGGGGUGAGGCGGAUUGGGGAGAUGAGGGAUGGGGAGAUGAGGGAUGAGGAGAUGAGGGAUGGGGAGGUGUGGGAUGGGGAGGAGAGGGCUGGGGAGGAGAGGGAUGGGGAGGUGAGGGAUGAGGAGGUGAGGGAUGGGGAGAUGAGGGAAGGGGAGAUGAGGGAUGGGGAGAUGAGGGAAGGGGUAAUGAAUGAACGUGUAUGCGACGGAAGGGUGCUGCUGACCACGCACCCUCCCACACCCCACGCGAUGGGAAGGGAUGAGAGGGUGGCCGGCAUGGGUAGAGAAGCGAUGGUGAAUAGGGGGAACGUGAUGGGCAGGGGAGUGAUGACGACGUGGAGAGAGGAGGAGAGAAGGGAGGUCGGCGGGAAGGCUAAGCGAGGACGAUGGGAGGGCAAGCGUGGGCGACAGUGGCGGUGGGCGACGGUGGCGGUGGGCGACGGUGACGGUGGGCGACGGUGGGGAGAAGCGUGGGCGACGGUGGGGGGAAGCGUGGGCGACAGUGGGGGGAAGCGUGGGCGACGGUGGGGGGAAGCGUGGGCGACGGUGGGGGGAAGCGUGGGUGACGGUGGGGGGAAGCGUGGGCGACGGUGGGGGGAAGCGGGGGCGACGGUGGGGGGAAGCGUGGGCGACGGUGGAGGGAAGCGUGGGCGACGGUGGGGGGAAGCGUGGGUGACGGUGGGGGGAAGCGUGGGCGACGGUGGGGGGAAGCGUGGGCGACGGUGGGGAAAGCGUGGGUGA